Messenger RNA from Caenorhabditis elegans, 621 nucleotides. RefSeq names its product MARVEL domain-containing protein (gene F53A3.1). The record is from RefSeq and is marked reviewed. The transcript has 5 exons. Bases 114 to 584 code for a protein of 156 amino acids. Lineage: Eukaryota; Metazoa; Nematoda; Chromadorea; Rhabditida; Rhabditidae.
CCAACAAUCAGAAAAGAAAUCGAAUAACAACACAACUUUUCGUCUCUAUUUCUACUUAUUUUCUGCUAUUUUCACCAUUUUCCCCGGUUUUUCACCGAAAAAAUCCGAGUAAAAUGACGAAGCCGGUGGGCUGGUGUGCCACGUGGCUUCCCAUGAUUAAGUUGGCUCAGGCAAUUUGCCAUUUCAUUGUGAUUAUGGUGUUUCUCGAUGGCCGUCAUCAAUGGUACAUGUACAACGCCAUCCUCACAUUCUCGUUUUUGGCACUUUUCUACUCAUUUUUCACGAUUUUAUUGCGAUUUUUUGAGCUCACAGAGCUGCAUUUUAUGUCCUUCAAUUUUGCGGCAAUGUUGUGCAAUUUUGUUCUUAUGGUUCUAAGCUUGGCAUUUUCUGGAAUUCUAAUCUGGGACAUCUGUAAUAUGCGUGAUGGACCCCAUAAAAUCAAGUACCAUGACCGGCUGCCCCCGGUUACCAUCGGACAAGACGCGUGGAUAAGGAGAUGUGUUUUAGCAGCGUCCUCGCUCCUUCUUGCCGGUCUUCUCUACCUCAUCACAUAUCUCAAGCUCCGCGGCGUUGCAACUUCUUAACAAAAUAUAUGUAUAAAAUCGAUAAAUUCUUCAUCAU